Molecule: messenger RNA, 1062 nt
Organism: Rosa rugosa (rugosa rose)
Lineage: Eukaryota; Viridiplantae; Streptophyta; Magnoliopsida; Rosales; Rosaceae
Exons: 3
Coding region: 200-886 (228 amino acids)
Source: RefSeq, a predicted model, not a curated record
UUUUUUUUUUUUGAUACAUAGAAUUGGGAUUCGGGUGAACCCGGAUCCUACUACUGAAUUAAUCUAGAUCUCCAAAAUCACAUUUGCAGUUUCAUUGAUUCCGACAAAACAAAUCUAUCUGAAGACUAUCUAGUAGCAACAACAACAUCCAUCUCUGUUUGAGUAGUAGAGAAGUGAGCUCAAGUUGGGGGUGGUUUGAAUGGACAAUUUCAGCGCAGAAGAUCUGUCAACGAUCGGAGGCAUCGCAACGGUGUCGCUUUUGCAUUCCUUCAUACCCACGCAUUGGCUCCCUUUCUCCAUCGUCGGCCGCGCCCAGAAAUGGACUCUCUCCCGCACUCUCUUCGUCACUGCAUUUGGAGCAGUUUUGCAUGUAAUAUCCACUUCAAUACUUGGUAUAACAGCGGUCACCAUGGCAAAUACCAUCGCUGGCGAGGAAACAGUUCAUAAACUUGCCUCACUUUUGCUUGUAUUUCUUGGCGGUGGUUACAUUUUGUUGUUUUUAACUGGAAAAGGUGGUCACAGUCAUUCACAUAACCAACCCAUGGAAAAAAUGGCUGUUGCUGGGCUCGUCCUUGUUCCUGCCUUGUCUCCUUGUGCAACCACACUUCCGGUAUUUCUUGCUGUCGGCAAUUCAUCUUCUAUGAUGGUGCUUGCUAUCAUAGUGCUGCUAUUCAGCACCAUAACAGUGAUGACUUCUUUGGUUGCUCUCUCAUUCUAUGGCGCCAGCCAGCUCAAAUUUCACUGGGUGGAGCGAUAUGACAAACUUCUUGUAGGAUCUGUGCUCUGUUUGGUGGGAAUUUUGACACUUAUUUUUCAUGAUCAUGAUCAUGAUGGAGCAGGAGGAUCCACUGGAGAGCAUUUGCAUAGGAAAAUCAUUGUUCACUGAAGGUUCUUGUCACCUUUCAACGUGUAUGUUGUGCCUAUAGAUUACGGUUGGAGAUUGUUGCUCCCAUAUGUAUUGACCACUGCGGCAACUGCUCGUUCAAUGUGCUUCACGAGUAUUAAGAAUGUUUUGUUCAAUUUGUUUAUUAUGAUACUAAUAUAUCUCACAGUUUAUCUUUC